Molecule: messenger RNA, 2982 nt
Organism: Lodderomyces elongisporus
Lineage: Eukaryota; Fungi; Ascomycota; Pichiomycetes; Serinales; Debaryomycetaceae
Gene: FAR1
Product: cyclin-dependent protein serine/threonine kinase inhibiting protein
Exons: 1
Coding region: 1-2982 (993 amino acids)
Source: RefSeq, a predicted model, not a curated record
AUGUCUGGGCAAAGUAGUCUGAAGCCUUCAAGAAUGUCAUUUUUGUCACAGGACAGUGUUCGUGUUGUUGAACCACAACGAUACGAUUAUGCCAAUUGUUGUUUCUGCGAAGACUCUUUAACUAUAACGUUGCCGGGUGAAGUAGUAUUACAUUUAUUGUGCGAUCAUAUCUGUCAUAAGAAUUGUUAUGCAUUAGUUUUGGACAAGUAUGAUCAAGAAAAGAGACCAAUUUGCGGACAGUGCAAAAUACACACAAAAUGUCGAGAAGAAGAAGUGCAUAGGGCUAUAGUUGAGCAGUAUUUGUCGUGCCAUGAUGAUGUGCCAGAUAUCGAAGAAGAACCAGAUGAGGAACUUGAAGAGGAAUUAGAUGAAGCACUAGUGGAUAGGAAAGGAAAGGGGAAAGUGGAAAUAGAAAUGGAGACGGAGAUGGAGAUAGAAGCGGGGGAAAUGGCGGAGAUGGAUGGAGGACAAGAGAAGAAAACAACAGACAAACCACAGAUAAAUGCAAAAAGAGUUAAAUGCGGUGGUAAUCACCUGAGAACUUCAUCGAUUAUGUCCUAUGAAAAUGAAUCAGACAAUGCAGAAAAUGAAGUAUUUUCUCCCGCGGGACCACUACCUUCAAACGAUCCGAUUGGAUCACCACCAUUGCUGGUUAGUUUUCCACCAUUGAUUGCUGAAGGGUACGAGGAAUACGUUUAUCGACCUUCAAUAACGUUUUCAAGUGAAACGGCAGAAGUCAGGGUGGGGGGAGAACUGGAUGAGAUAAGUUACAUAUUGAAUAUCAAGCCUCCGCCUAUAUACAACGAGUCAUCAUUAAUGUCCAAUUUGCAAGAUUAUCAGAUCCAGGCCAACGUAAAUAGCUACAUCAAACGACAAUUGCAACUAGAUUUUGACUUGGGCGAUUUGGUGAUAUUUGACAAUAUGCAGAUUAGUGUUGAUGGAAUGAAUUGGGAUGACUCCAAGAUUUAUCUAUUCAGCAACUAUUUGCUACUUUACAAUGACAAGACACUUGAAGGAAUGAUCUCAAUAGCAGAUGACUUGUGUUCAGUGACGUUUUAUCAUGGUAUUCUUAAUUUGAACCUUGCAGAUGGUGCCUUACCAGAGUUGAACAUCCGUAAUAAACUAACCGACGCAUUGACUGAAAAAUGGGCGUUUUAUUUGAACCAAGUAAGAAAUCAGCAAAAUCCAGAAGUGAGUCUAUUCCAAUUCACGAGCACUUGCUGGUUAGAGUUGCAAGAUGAAUUUGAGAUUCCAAGCAAUCUUGCAAGGUUUUGCAAGUUAUUAUUGCAUGGAGGCGAGCUUCUGUCAACGUAUAUUGCCAAAAUAUUACCACCACCAAAACCUUUACCAUUGAAUUUAAUCUUUGCCUGUCCGCUAUAUAACGCAACUGAGAGUAUUACCAACAAAGAGUAUACAAAAUGGCUUCAGGAUGUUUUAAAAACUGCGCUUGAAUCUUUGAGGCCGCAAUAUGAUUAUUUAACUGUGAUAUUUCUUGGUGUUGAUGCAGAUAGACUGGCUGCGAAAGAUUCACUGUUUGUAUGUGCGCCAUGUCAAUGGGACGGUUGGGAGGAGUUUAUUGAUGAGAUUGAAGUGGUAUUGAAAAAUUCAUUUCACAGCAUCGCUGAAGAGUUAAAUGCUGCUCUAGGUAAGUGCCAAGCAAUACUUUCUUUCCUUCCUAACAAAUCCAGCUCAAUCAACAAGUUGUUGUUUUUAGGUUUAGGGGCAAGCACAACAAGAGGAAAAAAACUGAAUGAAAAAGAGACACAGGAAGGAAAAGAAAACAAAAUUAGUGCACCUAGUCUCAUUAAUUAUACAGAAUUACUCGAUACAUUAUCGGUCACAGUAUUGAAAGUUGGAUCACACGAUCCAGCACUCAACGAGGCUCUUGAUAAACUACCUUUAAAAUUCGGAGGUGUACAACUAAUCCGUUUUGCCACUGCACUGAAACUUUUGGCAUCGCUCGUGACAAUCAUCAGAGAGCACAUACAACGAAUUUGCAUUCCUCGUUUGAGUAUUCAACUUCGUGCAUCCGAAGGUGUUUAUGUCUCAAGUAUUGAAUCCCAUGGGCUGAUGACUAACCUCCAAGAAAAAGAGUAUACAAUUCAAGCGAUUGAUAUUCUACCCAAUAGUGAGAUAAAUACCAUGGUCAAAUUCAAACUUGGGCACAUUGGUCUGCACUAUCACGAUACUGGCACCGUGUCAGUUUUCCAUUACGCGGUUAAAUGGCUAUUCAGUUCAAGUCUCGAAAAGACAGUGUACUCCAAGGUCCAGAUGAUGAAUAAAAUGACGACGACGACAAUGAUGGUACCGUCCCCUUCUACUACGAAACUUAUGGGAAGUACAGAAGAUAUUAUUGGCAACCCGUUUAUUGAUUGCACUGACACAUCUAGUGUGCUUUCAAGGAUCAAGGACCCCUCUUACAUGGAUAUUCCUUUAAUGCCACCACUCUCUCCAAUUCGAGGCUCUUUAUUUGCCAAACGUCAAGUAGAGUUGUUGGUUGUUAAAAAAUUGAAAAAGGCAGUUGCUUUGAAUGAUGAGACAAUUCUUGAUGAUUGUAUAUCGUUGAUUCACAAAGAGUCAUGUGGUAAUUCUACUGGGUUUUUGGCAGCUGAUUAUAAUAGUGAUGAUGAUAAUGAUGAUGAUAAUGAUGAUGAUAAUGAUGAUGAUAAUGAUGACAAGGAGGAGGAGAAGGAACAUGUUAAUUCGAAAGUAAAGAAUGGAGCUAAUGACAAACAUGAAAGCCUGGAAUUGAUUUCCAGAGCAUCCGAAUCUGACGACAAAGCCUACUCAAGUAUUGAGCUAUUGACUGAGAUAAAAUAUGCGUCGAAUGGUCUUGAAACAUAUGUCGAGUUUUUAAUUAGCCAAAUAAGGCUAAUAAUCAGAAAACUUCAUGCCAGUAUCGGUGAUGUCGAAACUGAGUCUGUCGGUGCUUCAUCAGAGGCUUUAGAUUAUUGUCAAGAUCUUAUCUACGCUUUAAUCUGA